UGUUGUCUUGUCAAAUGAAUUUUUUAGUUGUCAGAUAAUCUUCAUAUGUGAACUUUCUCUAUGUAUAAUACAGUUAGGAUAAUAAUCCAUUUAAAAUAAUUUUGUUACGUUUAAUCGAAUGUGUUCUAUUGAACAUAAAAAUAUAGUGCAUCCCGGUUGUAAAUCUUAGUGAAAAGUGUUAUAAUGAAGUUAUGUUAAUAGUGUAUUUCACUCAGUGAUGGGCUCUAGAAUAAGGGAGAACGUAAAACAUUUUUUCGAAUGUUUCUGCGAAGUUGUCCCUCCAAGAGCAAAAAAUGAGCCGUGGAUUAUACAGCAGUAUCCGGAAAAGUACAAGGACGAGGAAGUUUUAAAAGCUGUACCCAAAUUUGCUUAUCCCUACAAAUUUGAAAAUGAUGUGAUACAACACUAUUCGUUUGUACUGACAGACCUGGAAUCAAAAUGGACCUUUGGUUUUUGUAGACAUGAUCCCAAAUCUGAAACAGCAAUCGUAGUUCUUAGCUAUUUACCAUGGCAUCAGGGAUUUUACAAAUUUCUAGAUACUACGGCAGUAUUAAUGCACAGUUCAAGAACAGAAGAUCUCAGCGAGUUUUUAACCGCAGUAUACACUGCAAAGAUCGCGGAGCCUGGCCGAAAAUUUGUAGUCACGUUUAAUAGGGGAGAUAGUACGUUUACCGUUGAUGUUCCAAGGCCGUUUCAAUUGCCCAGUAUACCCGAAAAUAGAAACCUUACAGAAUAUUUUAAUGCAGUCGAUACACAUACAAUGUCUGUUAUCUUUGCAUCGAUGCUUUUUGAAAGAAGGAUAAUAUUUACUUCGAAGAAACUGAAACGACUUAGCGCUUGUGUACAAUCAGCCAACGAUAUUAUAUACCCCAUGAUAUGGCAACAUAUAUUUAUACCGGUGUUGCCGAUGGCGCUAAUGGAUUAUCUAUUGGCUCCCAUGCCUUUUCUUAUUGGAGUGCCUGAAGAAGUAUUUAAGCAAGUUAGAAGAAGUGAGAUAGGUGAUGUUGUAAUUCUAGAUACUGAUGCAAAUACAAUAGAAACGCCGUUUGAUGAUCUAAACAGUCUCCCAACAGAAGUAGUAUAUUCUUUACGAAAGCAGCUAAAAAACAAACAGUUAGGUGACGGUGUGUCUAGAGCAUUUUUAAGAGCAUUGGUACAGUUAAUCGGUGGAUAUAGGGAUGCUCUCAAAUUUCAACCAGGCCAGAAAGUUACAUUUGAUGAAGAACGAUUUAUCGAGACGAGGCCACCAUCGUUGCAGCCUUUUUUAAGAGAGAUGCUGCACUUACAAAUUUUCCAGCAGUUUAUCGAAGAGCGAUUGACGAUGUUGAACACCGGACAAGGCUUCUCGGAUGAGUUUGAGUUCGAAAUAGAAGGUUAUUCAGCAAAAUCGGGUUCAAAACUAAAACAACAAUAUAAGGAGUGGACGACGACGAUGAAAAAGGAAGGAACUGCGUUUUUUAAAAGCGUAAAGGAUAAGGCCAAUCCGGCUAUGAAAUCGGCUGUAAAAACGGUGAAAGAUGGUGGCAAGGGAGUAAAAAGUGCCUACAAAGGAUUGCGAUCGAAACUUAAAGACAACCCAAGUCCACUUCAACUAGAAAACGGCCUUGAACGAGGCGACAAACAUCGAUCUGCCCCCAAUUCUCCCACUGGGAAGCGGAGUACUAUUGCCGGUUUCAGUGCACCUGUGGCCACUUACCGCAAAGAUGCAGCUUUAGCUCUUAAAAACUCAGCUAUGCAAAGAUCUUACAGUCCACUUAGUCCUAGUUCUCAACCGAUGUCACCUGAUGUUAUCGAUAGCCCUCGCAGCGGAAGUCCCGUCGAGAUACCUCAGAUCGAUUUAAUUAAUGAGAUGGAAGACUUGUUACAGUUUCGACUCGACACGCCACCGGUCGACAGAUCUCUUAAGCCAGUGCGAAGCUUAGAAAAUUUCAAAAACACGUCACCCUUAAACAGCCCGGAUAGAUGGGCGGUAAAUACCCGCGCUAGCGCACCCAUGGCAUCCCCCUCGAAUCGCUUUUUCCUCCAAAACCUUGGCCAUUCCCAAGAAACCCAAAACCUCCUACAAUCUCCCGACGAAAUAUUCCUCUCUCCUCCUUCUGUUCCUCCUAGAAAACCGCCUAGAGACGCCAGCAGGAAUCUCUUUAGCAGCACGCCGUUUGUGGUGGGUGGCGGGCACAGCGAGAACGGAGACCCUUUAUUUUUUGUUGCUAAUCAGCAUUCCGUUGAUAUUGUUAAGUUGUCGCCUCCAUCGCAUUCGCCUCGGCGGAAGCAGAACCAAGAGACUGAAGACUUGAUCAGACUGGACUCUACAUCAGAUAUCGACGAUUUCGAUCCUCUCGCAUCGAAGUCCACACCGACGCUUUCCGGAAAUAAAAACAAACUUCCACUAACAAUAUCAAACCCUCUGUAUACGUACGAAAACAGCAGUAUUAAACAAAACGGUGGCGUGUCGAACUCUAGUUUCCAACAACAGCAACAAGUGCCCAGGGAGACGCAGAACGACCAGGAUUUACUGCAGGAAUACGGCUUAAACUUUAAUUUCUCCAACAACGUGCAGAACCAGAACAAUUUCGAUCCCUUUGGUAACAGUAGUAAAGUCAAUGUGAAGAGCCAGUGGACAAAGUUCGAUUGAAAGUGAUAUUGUGAACGAGCCAUUGAUUUAAAACAUAUUUUAAUCAAAUUUAAAUCUAUUUUUGGCUUGGCUUAUUUUCAUUUUCGCUGGUGUAUGUAUUUAGUUCAGUAACUUAUUUGCAAAAUAGUGACAAGACAUCUAGAAGUAUACAAGUUGCCUAAUAGUCCAGGGCGCAUCUGUUUUGAGAUGGACGUUGAGAGGUGACUCAUACUUUUUGCAGAAAUUGCUUGAAAUUAACUCAUAUAAUAAUAAUUGAGUUAUCCUCCCACUCAAAAAGGUCCGGAACAUUGUUUAAAUAAUCAAAAUGUCAAAAAAUGAAGGAAAAAUUCGAUUUUUUUCUUCGUUUUUGAUUAUAACUUUAAAAGUGUUCACUUCUGAGAAAAGUUGUACUGACAUAAAAGUUGCGUAAUUAAAUUUUCAACAAUAUAGGAUUGGUUAAAAAUUUUAAAAAUUGUCACCCUUAUUGCAAAAUAGCCAUAAUUGCGAAAAAAGAUAAAAAACAAGUAUUUGCAUUUUACGUUUUUCCACCAUUUAUGUUACACUUAGGACCUUCAUAUUCUACCCAGAAAAACUUUAUGAUAUAAUAAAACAAUACUGUAAAUUUCAUUAAGAUGGUUUAACAAAUUUUGCACAAUAAAUUUUGCAAUCCAGCUUUCGCAAAAAAAAAUUCAUUUUUUCAAAAUGUUGCAGGACUGAAAAUAAAGCAGAUAGCAAGUUGAUUUUUUUUUCAUAUAGAAGAAUACUAUACCUUUCAUUUGCAAUUUGCAAAAUUAAAAUCGGUUAACUACCACGGCGUCAGGAAUUUUUUUAAAUAAACAUUAAUUUUUGGUGCUACGCGCAGGACUGCGGUGUUGGUUUCACACAAGUUGAUUUCCACCAAAAUUUUUUAUAAUCUUUAUCUAAUAUAUUAUUUUUUUACUCUAUAUUUUGUUGUAUUUUAAUAUUUUAAUUCCACAAAAAUCAAACUAAUUUGAUUAUUAUUUGUGAAAUAUUAUUUAAACAAUUGCAUAUGUUUAAAAAUAAUAAACUUUUAUUCUCUAAGUUAAAAUAUAUGAACAAAGAAAGUUUUUGCUAAAAAAAGUGUUAUUUCAAAGGACAGAUGUAUACGUUUUUAUUUUGCAAUAAACAAAUUUAUUUAUUUAUAUCGAAAUGCAUUAAAAAUUAAAAUUUAUCAAUCAUUAUCAAAGGUCAUUGGAAUGCCCAAACAGAGCAAACGUAUCCGCUAUCCUGCGCGUAGCACCAAAAACUAAUGUUUAUUUAAAAAAAUUCCUGACACGUCGUGGUAGUUAACCGAUUUUAAUUUUGCAAAUUGCAAAUUAAAUGUAUAGUAUUCUUCUCUAUGUAAAAAAUAAUUCAACUUGCUGUAUGCUUUAUUUUUAGUCCUGCAACAUUUUGAAAAAAUGCAUUUUUUUGCAAAAGCUGGAGUGCAAAAUCUAUUAAACCAAUAUAAUGAAAACCGAUAUAAUAAGUGUUGUUUUCUUAUAUCAUAAAGUUUUUCUGAGUUAAAUAUGAAGGUCCUAAGUGUAACAUAAAUGGUUGAAAAACGUAAAAUGCGAAUACUUGUUUUUUUUAUGGUUUUUUCGCAAUUAUUGCUAUUUUGCAACAGGGGUGAUAAUUUCUAAAAUUAUUAACUAAUUCUAUAUUGUAGGAAAUUUAAUUACGCAACUUUUAUCUCAGUGCAACUUUUCUCGGAAAUGAAUACUUUUAAAGUUAUAAUCAAAAAUCGAAGAAAAAAAUCGAAUUUUCCCUUCGUUUUUUGACAUUUUGAUUAUUUAAACAAUGUUCCGGACCUUUUUGAGCGGGAAGAUAACUCAAAUAUUACUAUAUGAGUUAUUUUCAAGCAAUUUCUGCAAAAAAUAUGACACCUCUCAACAUCCAAAUGUAGUAAUAUUUUUACGGAUGCGUCCUGGUCUAUAAAGUUUAUUUAAUUUUAUGUUGCGGGAAAGACGUACGUUUAGAAAACAAACAGUUAUUGUCAGAGGUUGAAAUAGUUUAUUAUGUUUUUCAAACAAUACUAGGCUGUUCAAUAAGUUUUGCGGUUCGCUAGGAAAAACACAAUUUUAUGACUUGAAAUACACUUUAUUAUUAAGUAUAGUCUUCCUGGACAUGAAUACACUUGUUAUAACGAGAUUCCAAUUUAUAAAUCCAUCCCUAAAGUGAAAAUCUCAAAGGGCUGCAAAAUAAGCUUCCACAGCUGUUAUGACCUCAUCAUUUGAUGAAAAACGCUUUUCACGCAUGAAUUUUUUAGGUAAUGAAGCGGAAGAUGCUAGAGAUCAAAUCUGAUGAACACUAUGGAUGCUCCAACAAGUCGAACUUCAUUUUAUGGGUUUUAUCCAUUGUCAAAAUGCUCAUAUGGCACGGUGCAUUGUCCUGAUGAAAAAAGAUUUUUUUCCUUCUGUAAACCGGGUUUUUUUUCACAAAUUUUUUCCUUCAGCUGGUCUAAAAGGUUGCAAUAAUAUCCAGAUUUUUUUAUAACCAGUUUGCAAGUAAUCCACACCAGUGGCGGCUCGUGGCUUUAGGGACAGGGUCGGCAAGGUUUAAUCUCCUCAGAUAGGUAUGUCAUCUAAUUAAAAGGCUUCAAUUUCAUAGGAGAUUUUUGGUUUUUGUUUAUUUUUAUUUUUUUUUUGUUUUUUUCCUAUAAAUUUAGAACCUAAACCUGUUUAUAAAUUAACUCUAGUCUAUGUUGUUUCGAAGUAGCAAAAUGGGUUAUAACGUCAUUGUAAAAUUUAUUAUUGUUUUGGAGAGAUUUUAAAAGUUUUUUCUAUUGACAUUUGAGACAAGCUUGACAUUCUCUCUUGUUACAUGGUGUUUCGACAAUACGUUUUUACUCUUUUGAGACAAGAGAAAUCCCGUUCAUUUGAGGCAGAAUUUGCCUACAUUUGAGAACAAUAAUUUAUUAAUUUGGGGAACAGUUUGUUGUACCUAAUGAAUUGCAGUAUAUAAAAUUAUAUACAGUCGGAAAAAUGAAAGAAUACCCAUGAACGAUCACAUCAAUCACUUAUUUUGUAGUUGCUGUCUUUUUCUAUAAAUAACAAACGUUUGUUAUAGAAAAAUAUUCAUGGGUAUUCUUUCAUUUUUCCGACUGUAUAUUUUGUAACUUCCGAAAAUAUUUGAAUCCACAUAUAAAAUUUCAUUUUCUUAUUUUAUUUGAUUAAAGAAUGAUGGAUAAUUUUUAAUGAACUUGUCUAAUAGAUAUUUUGAAAAUUCUUUGGCGUAACUUUUAAAUUUUGAAUCGUCAAAGAGGUAAAUGACUUAUGACAGUGAGUAAAUAAAGCGGGGGUGUAUUAGUUUUAACUUUUGCCUGGAGACCAUACAAUUCACCGGACAUCAAGGCAGCGCCGUCAUAAGUUUGCCUUACCAAUUUAUUUUUGAUAUCAAAAAUUUUUAAUCUGUCCUUUAAAACACCAAAAAUAUAUUCUGUCUUAUGGCUUCUACUCACGUCUGAAAACCUAAAAACCUCUCAUAAAUAUUAGACGUAACGCGUAUCGAAGACCAAUUGAUAAUUGUGAAUUACAUGUUACCUCUAUCAGUAGUUUCGUCUACUUCUACCGAAAAGGAUCAAAAUGUAACUACUAAUUGAUUAUUUUAUUCUGUGCUGUUUUAGGUACGCCGCUAAAUCUCUUCGAGACAGAAAGUAAAUUAGAAAAUUCCAGAUCGUAUCUGUUAAACAAUUUUAUUUGUUCUCUAUAAUUAACUUCCUGUAUAAUAUGUACUAUAUUAUAAAAUUCCUGGCAACUUAAAAAAUUACAAUGUCAAUAAUUAAACGACGUAAAACUACUUAUUUCAUAGUUUCAUCCCGGGCGCGCUAGCAAGGUACGUGGCUAGGUACGUGCCUUGCUGCCGUUUGCAAAUCACCGAUCGGCAGAUUGGUAUCUGCUGGACUUGUCAUUCAAAUGAAUACGGGGAAAGUAUAAUUGAUUGCCUAUCAGCUAAUAUUCCAUAGCUUCUUAUUACAAGCAAAUCGUGAAUCUGGGGACGGCUUGCCGAAGCGGGACUAUCGCAAUCACAGCGCACAGGGAUCACACUUAACGUAUCGGAUCAAUCGAAUUCUUUUAAAAGCAAUGAAUAAAAUUUAGUCUGUAUUAUCUCACAGAUAUCUUUUUAUUUCACAGAAACGAAUAUCAUCAACUUAAAAAAAUCUAUAAUGUGUCCAUAAAUGUGUGGGUCGGCACUGCCGACCCUGACUAGCCGCCACUGAUCCACACACAAAAUUCCGCUCACAUCCAAAAAAAUUGAUUCUACAACUUCUUGGCCGAUUUGUGGACACGAACUCGUUUCGAAGCCGAAGAAACAGGUUAACACCAAUCUUUAGCCUCUUGUUUUGAUUCAGGAUCAUGGUGAUAGGCCCAAGUCUCAUCCAUAGUAAUGAAUCGAUGCACAAAAUAUACUUUAUCCUUUCGAAAACGCUCUAAACGUUGCGGAAAAGUCGCAUUCCGAAUGUGUUUUUGUUCCUUUGUUAACGAAUGCCGCACUGAUUGUAAACACAGCUUUCUGAAACACAAUACUUCAGUCAAAAUAUUGCUUACAUUGCCCAAUGAGAUGCCUAGGGCUUCUACUAAAUCUCUUUCAGUCACUCGACGAUUUUUCAAUUCCAUAUCCUGUAUUUUCGCUACGAUUUCUGGUGUUAUUGCUGUUUUUGGACGUCCUUGGCGUAAAAGUGCCGAUCAACAAGGAGUCUUCUGUUUUGACAAUGGAUGGAAGUCCGAUGGAGCCAAAUCUGUAAAAUUAGGAGGAUAUUCCAAAAAGUCGGAAAUAUCUAGUCACGUCUUUCAUUAUUCUACAAUUUGUAGUAGCGAAUUAAACAACACCGACUCUAGCAGUCUGAACCCACAAUGGCAAAAACUAUUCGGCGACGUGUCCAUGACAGGGUUAAUUCAGAAAAAGUAGAUUUUUGACAGGACUAAAACAAUAAUGUUGGAUAGUUGGUGAAAAUGAAUGAUAUUGUACUUACCAUAAAAUAUUUAACAUAUAUUUUGUGACAUAUGUUACAACAAACACUGCAGAUUUUCAAGAGCAGAAUAAAAAUUAUAUGAAAUAAGCUAAGUUAAACUUAGAUUUGUAUUUAAAAUUAUAAUUGUAAGUGUUAUUUAUAUACAAGAUCAAUUUUAUUUAUUUUUAAUUUUGAAUUCUUUUUAUCUUUAUUGUUAUAUUUUUGAUUUUUUUAAUAUAUAUUGAAAAGAAAACUAAGAGAAAAAUGUGUAUACGAACGAAACCGAGACAAUUUAUGCUGUAUAAUCGUCGAUAUUAAGCAGAAAGCUGUUGUAUAAUUCAUGUAUUAUAAAUUGACCAUGAGAUCAUAACUGAAAAUAUGGGUGAUGUCCAUAUGGAUACAGUUAAACAUUCAUCUUAUUGUUGUUGACCCACCCUCUGAAAAUUCGAGCGAUGUGAAUUGAAGAAUUAUAUUAUAAUAAAAAUCAAUUAUGAAGCAAAAACGUUUACGAUAUACCAAACGUAUUUCUUAUAUGUUGACAUGUAAACUUGUCUUGUAAACUUAUCUUACCAAUAACUGAUAGCGAUACUGAUAGUAUGUUUAAAUAUUAAAAUAUACAUUCCUUGGUCAUUGGUCAAAAUUAUUAUUUGAAUUCAGAAGACAAUAAAGCGUUAGUAGAUUUAUCAAUAUUAGUUUUUACAAUAAUAUGCACUACAUAGAAUGCCACAGACAAAUCGAUAAAUUAAGGCAAGAUAAUUUACGUUUAAACUUUGUUUCUUUGAUUUGUUACCUGCCUUUUGUCACUUAUAUAUUCUUCAACAUACUCUUCUGUUUGUUCGAUCUGUCUCUCUCUAGUGCAUUGAGACUCCUCACUAUCUCUCCCACCAAAAAGAGAUGCUGCUAUAAUUACUUGAUGUAAGACAGAGACACAACGAAAAACGAAAAGAAAGAUGGUGUCGUCACUUAGCUCUACAGACUGCUCAGUCUAUGUUAAUAUAUAUGUCUAUGACUUAGACGCUUUUCCACCUUGUUGAUCUCUUUCGGAAACUAAUUUUGCUCAAGCUCCUCAAAAUAAAAUGAAGUUUCGACUAUGGCCCCCUAUUGUUCGUUGAAGAAGGACAUCCUCCGAACCAUACGUUUAGGAACAGGAGACUAACUCUGGUGAAUACUGGUAAGUAGGUUCUUCCUCAGAAGGGCAUCGAAACGGUCAAAUUGAGCUGCAUAUUACAUCCCAAUUAUAGUCCAAGAGGCAGCGCUGAAAAAUUUCUCUGAAUUUACUAAAGCUAGUUAUUUCACAGUUGAUUACUGUGAUUGUGUAGAGAAGCAUACUGCGGUCGGUUAAGCGAAACGUAGAACAGGUGGUACUGACACUUUGUUAAAGUUGCUUACCUGCGGAGGUAAUUAAAUCCAUUUACUAAGGCUGAAAAUCAGUACACACUCAGCUGUAUGACGGGACAGAGCCGGUCGGUCGGCCCCAAUGAAUGUACAGGGUUAUUCAAUAUAUUUUGACCACCCUCUAAACUGCUUUAUUUACAGAAUUAGAAAAAUAUUAGGGGUGUCCCAAAAAAUUUUUUUAAAUUAAAUUAUUUGUUUAAUUAAUAAUUAAAAAAAAUUUUUGAACACCCUGUAUAAAUAAUGAUCUUAAUGUUUAUAUUACUGCAUAGAGAAUUGAAUAACAUUUCAAAUGAGCUAGCACACGACCCCUAUUCUCAUUUAAAAAAAAUAUGUAAUCGAUUUCGUCAUCACGCCCAGAUGGAUGACGUCACUAGUAGGAUAUAUAUGUCAAAAAAUCAUAAUUAAAAAAUCGAAUAACUUUUGUAUUUUACAUUUUUUUCUAAUUCUGUAAAUAAAACAGUUUACAAGGGGGUCAAAAUAUAGUGAAUAACCCUGUACAUUCAUUGGGGCCGAGCGACCGGCUCUGUCCCGUCAUACAGCUGACCGACUAUAAAAACUUUUAUUUAUAUUCAAUUUAGAAUGUGUGUACUGAUUUUCAGCCUUAGUAAAUGGAUUUAAUUACCUCCGCAGGUAAGCAACUUUGACAAGCUGUCAGUACCACCUGUUCUACGUUUCGCUUGACCCACCGCAGUAUGUUUCUCUACACAAUCACAGUAAUCAACUGUGAAAAACUAGCUUUAGCAAAUUCAGAGAGAUUUUUCGGCGCUGCCUCUCCGUCUAGUAGUGCUGUAUCGUUUCUCAGGUAACUAAUGUGAAUAUCUUUAGCAUCUAACAAACCAGUCUCUUAACUUGUGGAUUAACCUUCUUAACUAACCUAACCUUCUUCGAUUGGUCUCAUCUUUUCUCCAUUACUUUGGCUGGUUUUUUUCCUCCGGUGUAUAGAAAAGGGCUCAUACCCUACCUUGUUUUUUACCUUAAACACUAGUAGGUCCUGUGGCCAAAGCGAAGGCCAAAAGUUUUCUAAUUGGUAGUUUACGAAAUCCAGGCCGUAGAAGAAUGUCAUGGUUUCUGAAUUUGAGAGAGUGGUUUGGCUGCACCACUAAUGAACUUUUUAGGUCAGCUGUAAACAAGAUCAGGAUAGCCUUGAUGAUUUCAAAUCUCCGAUAGGAGUAGCACAAGAAGAAGAAGUUUUAAGAACUCUUCUGGUUCAAACCUCGGUUCACCAGUGAAUACCUUCCUCACAUCACUUAGCACAUUACAAUGGCAUAGAAUGUUUAUGAAAGUAUCUUCUUCCAUUUCGCACUUUCUGCACCAUGGUUCAUUUACCUUACCUAGUUUGUAUAGGUAGUUUCUUAAACGGCAAUGCCCAGUCACCAUUUCAGUGACCGUUUUGAUCUCUCGUUUAUUGGGGUUCAUCAAAUUGUUCGAGAGUUUUUGAACAAUAUUCUUAAUAAUAUUUUUUAGUCUGGAGUUGCCCUUGAGUGGCUCUACAUUUCUUUUGAUGAUUCCUUAUCAGCCAUUUCUGAACCUCGUUUUUCGUAGCAUCUUUAAUAAUGCCAAAGGAUGGUUCGGGCCUACAAAGGUUUCUCUCGUGCCUUGUUUUGCCAACAGAUCUGCUCGUUCAUUUCCAUGUAUCCUUUCAUGAUCCGGCACCCAUAUUGAAGACACUUUAUUGCCAGGCUGUUGAGGAGAUCUUUGCAGUUAAUCAACACUUUUGAUUUGGCGAGUGGGUUCUGUACUGCCAGAAUGGCCGCUUGGCUAUCUGUGUUAAUGUUGAUUCUCUUUGAUUUGGGGGUCUCCAUCCAUGAUUUCAUAAAUGCAGGCCACCAAAGCAAAACCUUCACCCUGGAACACAGUUGUAUAUUGACCUAGGCUAUAAGAUUUUUGUUUUGUAGCUUUUUGUUCUCUAGGCUCUAGCUAGAUGGUAUAAUUGUGUUAAUCUUCUCAGUGAAGAUUAGUUCUGGUGUCAGGAUGGUCAUAAAGGCUACCGAAGAAAUAUACAGAGUGAGGCAGAUAAAAGUCCUAUUAGAAAUAUCUCUAGAACUGAAGGCAACAGAAUCAUGAAAAUUGGAAUAAAGGGGUUUUGAAGAGUGAUCUAUUCAAUGAAAAUAAUAUUUUCAUCUAUUUGCUACUUCCGGUCAUACCGGAAGUUGCCUAUAACUUCGUUUUUUUUAUAUAGGACAUCCUGUAUAUUUUUACAUUUUUGGAUUCUUCCCGAUGCCUUCUUUCUUAAAAUAUGGGGUUUUGUAAUAUUAUACAGGGUAAUUUAAAAGAUAAUUAUGUUUAUUUUCUUAAUUUCGUAGCAACAUUCACACCUCGUAGAAGUGUAUUAGUUUGACAUCGAAAACUCUAUUUAUGUUCAAAUGGUUUUUAAUAUAGUCUACUAUUGUUAAUAAUUGUUAGUAUAGCUAAUUUUUUAAUUUUACUAUACAGGGUUGGUCGAAACUCGGAAUGAGUCUUUUCUGAGUGUUCUUAAAUGGAACACCCUAUAUUUUAGUAUUGUAAGGAAAUUAUAUUUUAUGGUACUUUUUUAUUUCUUAAGCAUUCCCUAUACCUAACUGCUUUAGUUUGUGAGUCAAGCCAAAUAUUAAUUGCAACAAAAAAUACGUGAAAUUUUAGUAGGUUUGCUGUGAAAAUAUUCAAUCACAAACAAUUUUCGGAAAUAGAUACAUAUUAAUCUAGACUGAUUCUUAAAAUUAGCCAUAAUGGUUAAUCUAUCAAAAUACCUACGUAGUUAAGAUUGUUGGUGCGAUUAACAAUUAAGCACAAAUUAAAGCAUUUAGGUAUAGGGAAUGCUUAAGAAAAAAAAAGUACCAUAAAAUAUCAUUUCAUUACAAUACAAUACAGGGUGUUCCAUUUGAGGAAGCUCAGAAAAUACUCAUUUCGAGUUUGGACCAACCCUGUAUACUAAAAUUUAAAAAAUGGCUAUACUGAGAAUUCUUAACAAUAGUAGACUAUAUUAAAAAUUAUUUGAACAUAAUUAGAGUUUUUGAUGUCAAACUACUACAAUUCUACAGGGUGUGAAUGUUGCUAAGAAAUUAAGAAAAAAACGUAAUUAUCUUUUAAACUACCCUGUAUAAUAUUACAAAACCAGAUAUUUUAAGAAAGAUGACGUCGAGGAGAAUCCAAAAGUGUAAAAAAUCCCAUUUAAAAAAACGAAGUUAUAAGCACCUUUCGGUAUAACCGGAAGUGGCAAAUAGGUGAAAAUAUUUUCAAUAAAUAGAUCACUCUUCAAAAUCCCUUCAUUCUAAUUUUCAUUAUUCUGUUGCCUUUAUGUCGAUAUAUUUCUAAUAGGCCCUUUAUCUGCCUCACCCUACAUAAUUCCAGCGGAAAAAUCCCUGUGAUAGCCUCUAACGAAGCUGUUCCUGUACUUUUUAAGACUCCUGUUAUAUUUAGAAACGCUUGUCUUUGUAGGAUGGUGAGAGGUCUCACAAGAUUGAAAAGCAGUCUUUUUCAACCAAAGUACUGAAGCAUAAGUAACUGUCAGUCGUAUCACUGAUGUGUAUAACCAACAGAAUACCUUUGGUUUCAACCCCCAUGUUUUACCUACAACUCAUUUUCAGUUCCAGAAGAGUCGCUUAGCCCUAUUGGUUAUAUUGUUAAUGUGAGUGCUCCAACUGAGUUUGGAAUCCAGGGUUACCUCUAGAUACUUGACCUCAUCGGUUCUUUUCAGUUCCUCCCCAAAUAAUUUCAGCUCACUCAGUCUAGCAACCUUCCUCUUAUCACCUUUUGGACGUGUUCGGCUAUGUUAAGCAGUGUUCUUCCAUUCGUUAUUGAUGUCCAGAAUGAUGAUUGAAGUCAGUUUAUAAUAAAUGAAUUAUAAUUGCCAUAAAAAAAUACUCCUAAUGAUAUUAUGGGCCGCGUAAUGAUUAUUUCCUAACUGUAUAAAUGAUAUCAUUAGAAUGUGAAUAUUGUAUUUGCGUACACACUUUUUCUGCCGGUCUACAUACUCUACCAAUCUUGUUAUUUAAGCACAAAAUCAGGAAACUUAUAAUUUUUCAGGUAUUAUUCUGUACCCGAUGUGACGUAUAUGUAAAAUCAAAAGACACUGUUGCAAUUCCUUUAUAAAAUUUUAGAAUUAGCUGUGAUAUACUCAAAAGAUUUUUAAUUUUAUGUAGAUUUUAAUACAAAAUUAUUUUGUUAAUUUGCACAGUAAUUGUAUCGUCAAUGAUAUUAAAUUUAUAAAUUUUU
Molecule: messenger RNA, 13148 nt
Organism: Diabrotica virgifera virgifera (western corn rootworm)
Lineage: Eukaryota; Metazoa; Arthropoda; Insecta; Coleoptera; Chrysomelidae
Product: DENN domain-containing protein 1A
Exons: 14
Coding region: 218-2632 (804 amino acids)
Biological process (GO): endocytosis; endocytic recycling
Cellular component (GO): cytosol; intracellular membrane-bounded organelle
Molecular function (GO): guanyl-nucleotide exchange factor activity; phosphatidylinositol phosphate binding
Source: RefSeq, a predicted model, not a curated record